Messenger RNA from Carica papaya (papaya), 1677 nucleotides. The record is from RefSeq and is a predicted model, not a curated record. NCBI's taxonomy places the organism in Eukaryota, Viridiplantae, Streptophyta, Magnoliopsida, Brassicales, Caricaceae.
CCAUUUUACACCCCCUCUCCUUCUCCCUCCCGUCUCAUCAAACGCCCACAACAGGAAUCGAAACUAUCUCAAAAGAUCAUCAGAGAGAGAGAGAGAGAGAGAGAGAGAGAGAGAGAGAGCAGAGAAGAAGCAAGAAUUCAAAAACGCGAAAGAAAAAAAAAGUUUUUUGUUUUGUUUUUUGAAUUAGACAUGGACGAUUACACGAGAGAGAUGAUGGACCUGAAAACCCUAGUCACUCGAACCUUAGAGAAGAAGGGCGUUUUAGCUAAGAUCCGGGUAAAUGCCUUCUCCUUACCCACUUUCUUUAACGGCCUUCGAGAAUCUUCUCAGCAUAUGAAAUAUUUUUUCUCCCGUAAUUGCAUAUUUGAUCUUCAAAAUGCAGGGAGGCUGCUAACUGCGCUAAUAUGUGAAUAUUUAGACUGGGCACAACUAAAUCACACCCUAAAAGUUUAUCUGCCAGAGUGUAAUUUGCAAAAAGAUUCUUGGAAGGCUGAACUAAAAGAAUUCAGUAGCAAGAAUGGAUAUGAUCUUAAUAGAAAUGGAGACAGUGGACCCCUGCUUUUGGAUGUUCUUGAAGGGUUCUUGAAGUUUGAGAAUUUAUCCCAAACUCGGGGUACUGGAAGGAGAGUAUCAGAAACUGAGUCCAUAUCUGGUUUAGAGUCACGAAAUACACGUAGGCCUUCGUCGUCAUCAAUAGCUGGGGGAUUUCCUCCACCGGGAAGGCCGGUUCCUGCUUCCCAGGCAUCUGAUCGGAGAGCAGGUUCUUCCAUGUCUGGUUACCGAAAAGAUGAAUACAAUUGGAGAUAUGACAAUGAUGAUAUUCCCGAGGAGGUGAUUCGAGCUUCAGCAGCUCUUGAAAACCUUCAGUUGGAUAGAAAAGCUCGGAAUCUAACAUCAUCUUGGCGGUAUGUUCCUUAACCCUCAUAAAACAAAAUUUUACUAUGUUUUUCCCUUAUUAAUUAAGGUGAAUUUUGGAAUACAAAUCAGUCUUCUAUUCAAAGCUUUAAUAAGUAGGCCACCAGCAUAGGGGAUCAAAUGACUCUUUUUCUACAACAAGAAAGGAAGUGAUUUUAAGCAUUUCUAUAGACAUUUUGGAUAAUCUGACAAUGAGUUCGUUUUUCUUUGAUUAAGUUAACCCUGAUGUUAGAAUUUCGAUUUCAACAUAUUUAUUCCAUUUGACUUCCUGGCGUUAACUGCAAUAUGUCCAAGUAUUUUUUGCUUUCGGAUGGUCAGAUACGCUGUACUCUGUUUUUUUCAUGUGACUUGUCUGGUGUUAGGAGCUUUUGUUGUCAGGUGAUAUUCUGCUUAUUUUCUUGAGUUUACGCUGAUUUUUGUCAGAUCAGUUGUCUGACAGUAGGAACCAUUUUCAAUUACCUGUCAUAUUAUUUCUCUUUAUUAAUUAACAGAUAUCCAUGCAUCAGUUUUUUGUGGUUAGGGUGACAGCUUGUCGAAUCUGUUAAAAAUGAUGUAUGAGAUGAAGCCAUGCAAGGAGUGGUGGUAGUUGUGUAUAGUGGUCUAAUGGCCUUCUGCUACAUGUAAAGAGUGCUUGUGGUUCCUUUUCCCUACUUGUUAACUUUCUUGAAGUAUCUCUCUACCUUUACUUCCUACAUUUCUGCAUAUAGAUUCAUAGGAUUCUUUCUGAGAUUCUUGUUGUCAUCAUAGAGGCUUGAUGUGCUG